This is a messenger RNA of Achroia grisella, 1138 nucleotides long. RefSeq names its product inositol monophosphatase 1. Gene Ontology annotation, molecular function: inositol monophosphate 1-phosphatase activity. Gene Ontology annotation, biological process: signal transduction; phosphatidylinositol phosphate biosynthetic process; inositol metabolic process. The transcript has a single exon. Bases 153 to 974 code for a protein of 273 amino acids. Lineage: Eukaryota; Metazoa; Arthropoda; Insecta; Lepidoptera; Pyralidae. The record is from RefSeq and is a predicted model, not a curated record.
UACAUUUAGUAAUUAUAAGGUUUCUUCUCAACACUCAUACUUAUAAAUAGUGUAUAAAACUUACCUUUAAAAUUACAUUAACUUAUGUUUGCAAGAAUUUCAUUAGCAACAGCUGCAUUUAUAAAACUGUAAUUCGUAAGUUUUCAUUCAUAAUGUCCGAUUCUAUUGAUGAAUAUUUCGAUGCGGCUCUAUCUUUGGUGAAAAGUGCUGGAAACCUCAUAACAGAGCAUACGGCAGGUUGUAAACUGUUCGAAUUGAAGUCUUCCGAUAUUGACUUGGUCACGGAAAUUGAUAAAAAGGUUGAAGAAACUCUUAUAGGUGGUCUCUCAGAAAAAUUCCCCGAUCACAAGUUUAUUGGCGAGGAAACCGUUUCUGAUGGAGGCAAGUGCGAAUUAACUGAUGCUCCGACGUGGGUGAUCGACCCAAUUGAUGGCACGAUGAAUUUCAUCCACGGGUUCCCUCAUAGUUGUAUAUCAGUUGGUUUAAUGAUAAAUAAAGUGGGUGUUGCUGGUAUCGUUUACAACCCGAUUCUACAACAACUAUUUACGGCGAAGAAAGGUCAAGGUGCCUUUUUAAACGACAAACAAAUCCAUGUAUCUCAAGUGAAUGAAUUAAAGAAAGCUCUGAUCACAUUUGAGACAGGUACGAGCAGAGAUGUAGAAAGGUAUAAGGCGAUGUUGCAGAACUUUCAAUUAAUCGUCAGUAAGGGGCAUGGAGUCAGAUCGUUGGGGUCUGCAGCUUUGAACAUGUGCAUGGUGGCUUUGGGAGGAGCGGAUGCGUAUUUCGAGUUUGGUAUUCAUGCAUGGGACAUAGCUGCUGGUGCCGUGAUAGUUAGAGAGGCUGGUGGAGUGUGUAUAGAUCCAGCGGGGGAGCCACUCGACGUGCUAUCGCGUCGAGUGCUCUGUGCCAGCAAUGUAGAACUAGCACAGGAGUUGACUCAGAACUUAGUACAAUUUUACCCAGAACGUGAUUAGACUUGUUGAUCUGUUAUUGAUGUUGUAAAGAUUAUUCCUAUAUUGUAUAACUAUUGUCUUUAUAAAUAUAAAUGAAUCUCUGUAAUGAAAUUAUGGAGGUUUGUCAGUGUUAAAUCACAAUUUAUGUAUAUUAAUAUAUUGCAUUUAUUUGCGGUUUGGUUGUA